This is a messenger RNA of Calliphora vicina (urban bluebottle blowfly), 762 nucleotides long. RefSeq names its product small ribosomal subunit protein uS5. Gene Ontology annotation, molecular function: RNA binding; structural constituent of ribosome. Lineage: Eukaryota; Metazoa; Arthropoda; Insecta; Diptera; Calliphoridae. The transcript has a single exon. Gene Ontology annotation, biological process: translation. Gene Ontology annotation, cellular component: ribosome; cytosolic small ribosomal subunit. The record is from RefSeq and is a predicted model, not a curated record. Bases 141 to 668 code for a protein of 175 amino acids.
UCACUAAAUUGGGUCGUUUGGUUCGUGAUGGCAAAAUCAACUCUUUGGAAGAAAUCUACUUGUACUCUUUGCCCAUUAAAGAGUUCGAAGUCAUUGAUUUCUUCUUGGGCUCCGCUUUGCGCGAUGAAGUCUUGAAGAUCAUGCCUGUGCAGAAACAAACCCGUGCCGGUCAACGUACCCGUUUCAAGGCUUUCGUUGCCAUCGGUGACAACAACGGUCACAUUGGUUUGGGUGUUAAGUGCAGCAAGGAAGUUGCCACCGCUAUCCGUGGUGCCAUCAUCUUGGCUAAAUUGUCUGUCGUACCUGUACGUCGUGGCUACUGGGGUAACAAGAUCGGUAAACCCCAUACCGUACCCUGCAAGGUCACUGGCAAGUGUGGUUCCGUAUCAGUACGUUUGAUCCCCGCUCCCCGUGGUACCGGUAUUGUAUCUGCCCCCGUCCCCAAGAAAUUGUUGACUAUGGCUGGUAUCCAAGAUUGUUAUACCUCUGCCCGUGGCUCCACCGGUACCUUGGGUAACUUCGCCAAGGCUACUUAUGCUGCCAUCGCUAAGACCUACGCUUACUUGACUCCCGAUUUGUGGAAGGAAAUGCCUUUGGGUUCUUCCCCUUACCAACAAUUCGCUGAUUUCUUGGCUGAGAAACCUGGCUCUCGUCACAUCGAUGCUUAAGAAAUUUAAUUGGAAGUUAUCAGUAAAGAAUCGAGAACUUUUCAAAAUAAAAUGACAACUCUUUUUUAAAAGAGAAGUAAAAAAUAUAAAAUAA